Molecule: messenger RNA, 1883 nt
Organism: Doryrhamphus excisus (bluestripe pipefish)
Lineage: Eukaryota; Metazoa; Chordata; Actinopteri; Syngnathiformes; Syngnathidae
Source: RefSeq, a predicted model, not a curated record
AGCAGCAGGUGGCGCAAUUGAAACUGUAGCUGGCUCCGAGGACGAAGAAGAAGACGGAAGCGCCCAAGUCGAGUUCCAGAGCCAUGGCACGACAGAUGGAUGACAGUCACAGACGAUUCCUGCAGACGUUAAUGAGAAGUGGUAUUGUUGACGAGCGAGCCGCAAAGAAGCUCCAUCAGCAUUGCUGCAGAGUACAUAACACACAUCACCGCCCUGACCAACUAGAUGACUAUAUCGACACCAUCAACUCUAAUCUGCAGCCAUUGUUCAUGCAGAUCAGAAAGGGGAGGUGUGAAGACCGCGGGGUGCAGCACUAUGCUUUGGUUAACAUGACCGAGACGAGCAUCACCAGAAUGACGUCUGACUACGCCGAACAUGAGCUGGAGCUCUUCAGGAAAAUUAUGGACCUGAUUGUGGACGCUGACUCUGGCACGGCCUCCUCCACCAAAAUUCUGAACUGUGCCCUCACACUGAACAAAAAAACAAAGAAGAAAGACACGGAACAACUGUUGAAUCGACUGGUGCAUGACGGUUGGCUCAGUGAGAAACAGGGGGAGUACUGCUUGUCCACCAGGUGUAUCAUUGAAAUGGAGUCAUACAUUCGCACCAUGUAUCAGGAUCAGGUCAAAGAGUGUCGGAUCUGUCACAGCGUCGCCUUCCAGAGUCAAAUCUGUGAGAAUCCAAUGUGUGGGAUCAAAAUACACAACCCAUGUGUGGCCAGAUUCUUCAGAGGAGCAACAGAUCCAAGGUGUCCCGCGUGUGAGGAUUUUUGGCCGCAUUCGAUACCUGAAAUUGAGGGACAUCGAUCUUCGUUCAGCGAAUGAAGACGUCUAGAUCAGGGGUCUCAAAUUCAAUUUACUUGUGGGCCACUGGAGCUAGGGUCUGGGCGAGGCUGGGUUGCAUCAGGUUUUCCAAAAAAAAAAAAAAAAACGCAUUUAUUAAAAACAGAAAAAUGAAUAAACUUUGCUUUGGUUCCGAUUUUCUACAAGAAAAGCUCUGAUAAAACAUUCCACUGUUCUCAAAUAUCUUAAUUUUUAUUUUUCUACACAAAAUAAGAUGAAAAAUAAAUAAACAAAUCAAGAAUAAAGAAAAUCAAUCAAUCAGUAAUAAAUAAAUAUAAUAAUAAUAAUAAAAACUUAAGAAACCACAUAUAGUUGGUGGGUAGACAAAUGAUUUUUUUCAGAUUAAAAUGAACAAAGCAUUAUUAGAGCCCUGUAGACAUGACAAAACACGACUAUAGUCACAUUUAUACUCUUUAUUUACAACAUAUUGCGCAACUGCAGGGUCUUGAGACACAUGCUAACUCGCAAACUAAAGAGCUAGCAACCUAAACGGUAGCCUUCAAGUUAUUUCCUUUCAACUUAAAUAGCCAAAAACGUACCACUUCCACACGGAUAGGGAGGAUAACUAUUAACAGUUAUUUAACCUUUAACAUGAACAUUAAUCAAACGUAAUAAUUUUUUCUGGGUACAUGAUACCAUACAGCAUCCAUAUCAAACUUGCGCGGGCCGCACUAACAUUAAACUUUCAUAUCAAGGCGGGGGCCUCAAACUAGUGUCCUGCGGGCCACAUUUGGCCAUGUUUGAGACCCCUGGUCUAGAUUGUGGUCAAAUAAUAGGGUGAACUCAAGAGACGACACGAUGCACAAGAUUGGGUCCAUGAGACGAGAUUUUAAUAUUAAUUUUAAGAAAAAUCCAAUGAAGAAAUAUGACCGGACAAACAAACUUAAAUUUAACCAUGUCACAAAACAAUGCAGGUACAUUUUGAAAAUGUUUAUGUUCCAACACUAAUCAAAAAUUAAAAUUUUUUGAGACCAAAUGAAUCAUUAAUAAUGAUAUGCAAUAAUACAUUUUCUUGAAUAUGUCAUCUUUCACUCACUGAAG